ACAUACUUUACAAAAAGCUGCCAAUUCUGAUUUCCAAAAAUCUUCGUACAUUUCUGAUUUCGUAUAUUAUAAAUAAAUAUAAUUCAAAGUGGAUCGCGUAAUUUUUGAAGCUGUCGACAGCGUCUUUUCGCGCGAAAGCAACUUCAUAGACGUUCGUCAACUAGUCACACCUCUGCAUUUUCCCGAAAUGAAUCAAAAGGCUCCCUCUUUCCAAAUCCCUGCCUGCCAAGGCCUGCAAAUCGUUGAAAUAUCCCAGAACGAUUUCAUCGGCAAAUUUCUAGUGCUGCUCUUCUAUCCGAGCGAUUUCACGUUCGUCUGUCCCACCGAAUUGAUUUCGUUCAACGAAAAAAAACACGAAUUUGACAAAUUGAAUGCACAAGUUUUGGCCAUUUCGACCGAUUCAAUCGAAUCGCAUCUGGCCUGGUUGAAAACCGAACGCAAAGAAGGUGGUGUGGGUAAACUAAAUAUACUUCUGGCUUCAGACAAGAAUAAGAAAAUGUCGUCGGCUUAUGGCGUGUUAGAUAGUAAAUCUGGUGUUGCUUAUAGAGGUCUUUUUAUUAUUGAUGAUGCGCAAAGGUUGAGGCAGAUUAUAAUUAAUGAUAUUCCAAUUGGAAGGAACGUUGAUGAAGUUAUAAGACUGAUACAAGCCAUACAAUAUUAUGAUGAGAAUGGGGAGGUUUGUCCCGCUAAUUGGAGACCAGGAAAGCCAUCCAUUAAACAAGACCGCCAGGCUUUCAAAGAAUAUAUGAAAGAACACACUGAAUCCUCCUCCUCUCAAUAAUAUAGUUUUAAAUAUAAUAAACUUUAGAUAGU
Aethina tumida (small hive beetle) is the source of this 813-nucleotide messenger RNA. RefSeq names its product peroxiredoxin-2. The transcript has 2 exons. The coding region runs from base 188 to 781 and encodes 197 amino acids. NCBI's taxonomy places the organism in Eukaryota, Metazoa, Arthropoda, Insecta, Coleoptera, Nitidulidae. Gene Ontology annotation, cellular component: cytosol. Gene Ontology annotation, biological process: hydrogen peroxide catabolic process; response to oxidative stress; cell redox homeostasis. The record is from RefSeq and is a predicted model, not a curated record. Gene Ontology annotation, molecular function: thioredoxin peroxidase activity.